CAAACGAUGUUAGAACAUGUAAAGGGAAGGAUCGCACAAAAUUCUAGACAUGGCAACAUGGCACGAAAUCAUGACAUUAGUAUUUCUAUCUCUGUAGCGUGUUGAAAUAUUGAUAUGAUACAGGUUGGAUCUACCAAAUGAAACAGACAGAACAACAUGGCAUACAGAGUCACUCUCCCACCAAUAGACACAGACAGGACUCAAAACUAUGAGACUGUGGAGCAGGACUACACCGCGAUUCGUGUCGACAGUCCCCGUCGUAAACAAGUUCGGAUUGAGAACACAACAAUGAGUCCUCGUAUCAACAAUCUAGAGAGUAAAGUCUCACAGGCACUGAUGACACAAAAUCAAGUUUUAUCACAACAACAACAAGUAACAGAUGCGCUCAACCAGCAGCAGGCAAUGACAAAAAAUUUGAUUGAAAAAGCUUUUCAAAAUCGUGAUGACUUCAUAGACAGUCUUGGACGAGCCAAAGAUGACAGAAUUGAGGCCAACACCCGAUAUCUAUUGCAGAACCAUCUCCGCUAUAUAACUGCCAUUGUUCAGAGGCUGAGCCAGGAUAUCGCUGAGCAGGAAGAACAACUACGGCUGCGAGACACAGCAGUAGUCGGGACAAACAAAGCUGUGGGAAAGAUCGAGGUUCAUAACAUCACAAGUCUGCAGGAUCUCCGUAGCAGAAUUGUCCGAUGUGAUGCCAGCAUCAUGCGACAUUCCUCCGACAUCAGAAACUGUUAUAAUGACAUCAAUGUGGUGUCAAAGGAACAACAAUACUUGAAGGAAAAUCUUACUGAAAAAAUACAUCAACUUGAAGCAGAGAUGCUGACCAUUACGUCCCAGUUGGAAAGAAUGACUGGCCAACAGAUGAGUGAACUGGGUCAUGUCAAAAAAAGUGCAAACAGGGAAAUUGCGAUUCUGGAUGAAAAGAACCAUACUGCUGUUUUGGAAGUCCGUAAAUGCGAUGGCAUCUCACAGAAUGACGAUGGACUCCCAACAACAGCUACAGAGGAAUGGAAUGCUGUUCUAAAUCGUCUGGAGAGGUCAAUGGGAGAUACAGCGAAUACGUUCAGUAAUAGACUUCACCACCUAGAGGAGGUUGUAAUGGCUGACAGGGAAAUCUUACGUGAUUUACAGGCGCAUGUGGAGAAACGAAUGUUACACAGACUUGAAGUUCAUUCCCGUCACCACCAGGAGGAGCUAGCAAAGUCUAAACGUGAAUUUCGUGAAGGGUUUACAUCCGUUCAUGACAGCAUAGCAAAUGCCAAAACUGUUCUCGAAGGAAAACAGAAGUUACUGGAGGACAAACUAAGAAAAGAAAUUUCACAAUUACGACAAAUGGUUGUGCUUGUUUAGCACCAGAUAUGAUGCAACAAAGGAAUUAAAUCAUGGUUUUCAUGCCUAAUAUUUACACUACCACAUGCAAUUACUUAAAAAUUGUCAAAUGGAAUGUAACGUACAAAAAUGUAUACAUAUGUAGCAACUGCUUCUCUAGCCAAGAAUUACAAGCUAGAAGUGAAAUCAACUUCAGACUAGAGGAUCAAGUCGUGUCAGGUACAAAGGGAGAUAACUCACAUGUAUCCUAGUAGGUCUCCAUCUUGACAUUCAAUAAAGUUCUGUUUUCUGUUGCUUUUUUUUUCAUUUCAAGUUUGUACAGGAAUAUCAAUUCAUUAUAUGUAUAAGUAUAGUAUAAGUAUAGUUUAUUUCAGACAACAUCUUAAAGUAAUUUACUCACAUGCUUAAUACAUUUUCACACUUUGAAAUAGUAAUUAAAGGUUGUUAUAUACAUUUCAUGAAUAAAAAAUAUUUUUGAAGGAA
This is a messenger RNA of Pecten maximus, 1812 nucleotides long. RefSeq names its product protein FAM81A-like. The transcript has 7 exons. The record is from RefSeq and is a predicted model, not a curated record. NCBI's taxonomy places the organism in Eukaryota, Metazoa, Mollusca, Bivalvia, Pectinida, Pectinidae. Bases 157 to 1350 code for a protein of 397 amino acids.